This is a messenger RNA of Symbiodinium pilosum, 255 nucleotides long. The record is from the annotation of a GenBank genome assembly. Lineage: Eukaryota; Dinophyceae; Suessiales; Symbiodiniaceae.
GCCAUGGACGGGGAGCCGGCGGAAGCCGAGCCGGCGCCCGCUGCAGAGCCUGCCACAGAGGCGCCUGCGGAACCUCCAGCAGAGGCUCCUCCGGCAGAGGCGCCGACAGAGGUGCCGACAGAGGCGCCUGGUGAAGCGCCUGCGGAAGUGCCUGCAGCAGCUCCUUCUACCGAGGAGGCGGCCGCAGACGCUCCUCUCGCAGAGGCCCUGGAGGCUGCCGCAGGGGAGGCCCACGAGGGCGAUGGCGCUGGGGAG